Adineta steineri is the source of this 1620-nucleotide messenger RNA. The record is from the annotation of a GenBank genome assembly. Lineage: Eukaryota; Metazoa; Rotifera; Eurotatoria; Adinetida; Adinetidae.
AUGCCUACGGUUCUCUUAGUCGAUUGUUCUCUGGGUAUGGCAGAACGUUUUCCAUUUGUCAUAAAACAAGGAGAUAAUAUGGAAACAACGAUGAAUAUUGAAAAACGUAGUUUAGUAGCAAAAAUAAUCGAUUCAUUAAUGGGUACUAUCACUAGUCCUACGAAACUUGAAACAAUGGCCGUUGUAUUAUUUGCUGGUGAAGAUACAAUUAAAAUUGUACAAAAUUUUACAAAGAAUUCUGAUGAUAUCAUAAAAUCUGUUCAAAAAUUGCCAAUAUUUGGUGAUUUUUCAUUGAAACCAGCAAUUGAAUUUGCUAAAAAAUAUUUAACAACAACAUUCGGUGCACAACGUUCACAAAAAAUUGUAGUUUUCACCGAUAGUUCCCAUCGUGUUGAUGAUCCAAUCAUAGAAAAUACUACCAAUAACAAUCAAAUGGAUGUAGAUUUUCGUACAAAAAUAUUCAAUGAUGAACAAGAAAAAACAUCAUCGAAUGGUCAUACUGAUGUUUCAUUUGUAUGUAUACGAAAACCAUUGAGUAGUGAUCGAACAAGAUUAGAAGAUAUAACUGAACAAAGUCAAUGUUCUCUGUCUAAAGUUUAUUGGUUAUUAAAUCGAGACAAAGAAACUAAUCUUACAGUCACUAAUGACAUGAUUCAAGAUCUAACUACACAUAUCAAAGCAGAUCUAAUGGAUAUAUUUAUCUCUGUACUCAAAUGUGGACAUUAUGAAUCUCAACUUGUUGUUUAUCCAACAAUUAAACCUGCUGUAUUACAAACAACAGGCGAAUUACUUCAACCUUCGAAUACAUUAACUGUAAAUGGUUUUAUUGAAUUAUCAUCAAUACGCAGUGCAAUGGCAACAUCAAAACAUAUACUCUUACCAAUUCAACGUUAUACUCGACCACAGCCACCUAUGCCAAUGUACGCUACAAAAAAAUCAGCAGUGACAUCGACUGCAACAACGACACCAUCAGCGACAACAGCAAAUCCUUCUUUAACUAAUCAGAAGAAAUCUAAUACUGCUAAUAAUUUCUAUUAUCUGCUACUUAUAUCGUUGAAAAAAGAAAAAUCAGCAGCAUUAGUUUCAGUAAAUGAUCAAUGGUUUGGUGCUAUACAUUGUCAAAAAUUUGAAAAAAAGAAAAAAUCUAGUCGACUUAUUCUCUCUGUAUUUGAACCAGGUGAUCGAAUUCCAUGGAUUUCUAGUUUUGAACGUCUUGGACCUUAUGCUGUUGUAUUUCCACCUGGAAACAACGGUGAAUUAGUCUAUAAAAAACAACCAUGGCCAGUAAAACCAUUUGCUCGAAGUUAUACAGAAACAUUUUUAAUUUGGUGUCGACAAAAUAAUUUUCAAAAUGAUAUCAAUAAAUUUGUUCGUGCUUCAGCUAAAUUACCCGAUAAAGUCAAUAUAUUUCAACGAGAACUCAAUAAAAUAUGUCGCGGUGCAUUUAUCUAUGGUCUACGUGAUCGAUUGUUUCAUUUAUUACAACAAUUAUUUCAACGUCAAAUCCAAUUGGGUAAAAUCAAGCCAGAUGGUAUAAAACAUGUUCAAAGUAUCAUUAGUUAUAUGAAUCGUCUCGGUUCAUCAGAUCGUUUCAUAAAAUAUGAAGAAAUAUCGAAUUAA